Messenger RNA from Myotis davidii, 1194 nucleotides. Its product is annotated as keratin, type I cuticular Ha7. Lineage: Eukaryota; Metazoa; Chordata; Mammalia; Chiroptera; Vespertilionidae. Gene Ontology annotation, molecular function: structural molecule activity. The record is from RefSeq and is a predicted model, not a curated record. The transcript has 8 exons. Bases 1 to 1194 code for a protein of 397 amino acids.
AUGGCGGUACAACAACAGGUCGAGAAUCAAGGCACUGCUCUGAACCUCCUGUGUAGCGUCAGCCCACACCAUGACUUCCUUCUACAUGACCUCAAGCCAGCCUCUGGGCCAGGACCCCCCACCAUUCCUGCCAACAUCGGAAGCUGUGGGGCCUAUGGUGAGGGUACCCUGAACGGCCAUGAAAAGGUGACCAUGCAGUUCCUGAACGACCGCCUGGCCAACUACCUGCAGAAGGUGCGGCAGCUGGAGCAGGAGAACGCGGAGCUGGAGACCAAGAUCCGAGAGUGGAGCAAAUGCCAUGAGACCACCAUGUGCCCCAACUACCAGUGCUACUUCCAGACCAUCGAGGAGCUCCAGCAGAAGAUCCUGUGCAGCAAAGCUGAGAAUGCCAGGCUGGUUAGCCAGAUUGACAAUGCCAAGCUGGCUGCCGAUGACUUUAGGAUCAAGCACGAGAGUGAGCACUCCCUGCGCCUGCUGGUGGAGGCGGACAUGUGUGGGAUGCACAAGCUCCUGGAUGACCUGAGCCUGGCCAAGGCCGACCUGGAGGCCCAGCAGGAGUCCCUGAAGGAGGAGCAGCUCUGCCUCAAGAGCAACCACGAGAAGGAAGUUAACAUUCUGAAGUGCCAGCUGGGAGACAGGCUCCGGAUUGAGCUGGACACGGAGCCCACCGUGGACCUGAGCCGGGUGCUGGAGGAGAUGCGGUGCCAGUAUGAGACCAUGGUGGAGACCAACCGGCGUGACGUGGAGCAGUGGUUCGAAGCUCAGUCUGAAGGCAUCAGCCUGCAGGCCUCGUCCUGCUCUGAGGAGCUGCAGUGCUGCCAGUCGGAGAUCCUGGAGCUGAGAUGCACGGUGAACGCCCUGGAGGUGGAGCGCCAAGCCCAGCACCAGCUGAAAGACUGUCUGCAGAACUCCCUGUGUGAGGCCGAGGCCCGCUUCGGCACCGAGCUGGCCCAGAUGCAGUGCCUGAUCAGCACCGUGGAGGAGCAGCUGGCCGAGAUCCGGGCUGACCUGGAGCGGCAGAACCAGGAGUACCAGGUGCUGCUAGACGUCAAGGCCCGGCUGGAGUGUGAGAUCGCCACGUACCGGAACCUUCUGGAGAGCGAGGACUGCAAACUCCCCUGCAAUCCCUGCUCUACACCUGCCUCCUGUACCCUUCGUCCAAGCUGCCCCCCGCCGGCCUGUGGGUCUUCAUGA